Aureobasidium musti is the source of this 5592-nucleotide messenger RNA. The record is from the annotation of a GenBank genome assembly. NCBI's taxonomy places the organism in Eukaryota, Fungi, Ascomycota, Dothideomycetes, Dothideales, Saccotheciaceae.
AUGGAGCUAGCAUAUCGGUUGACCGAAUACGCUCUAGAGCCAGCCGGCGAGGACGACACAGCUAGAGUCAUGACGCGUCAAGAAGGCAGUAUUGAGGAGACAGAGCAGCAAGAAAUCGCAGCAGCCAUGUCGAACUACGUCUAUCUAGCAGAGCACGAAGUUCUCAUCUGCAAGGAACACGGCUACGCAGUGCGAGGCUUAGACAGCCAUCUGCGCUUGGUCCAUACUUCUUACACUUCUACGUCGAAGAAGGCAAGGGCUGCACUAAGACAGCAUCACAGCGGACGCAACAUGCCAGACCCAUCCACAGUCCGUCUACCCGAGCCAGGACAGCCGGCAAUUGAGUAUCUGUGUAAGCCAAUCCCAGGCUACUACUGCAUCCACAACCAGGACAACACCGCCGGCGAACAAGACGUACGAGGGGAUGCAUCGACAACAACAGACUCCCCCAGUCACUGCGGCUUCACCACCAGCGACCGUACCAACAUCGGCAAACACUGUCGUAAUGCACACGGCUGGAAAUCUACUGACGAAGACCGUCAGUGCUGGAAAGAUGUCUACAUCCAGACGUUUUGCAAGAGUUCAGGCAAACAAAAGUGGUUUGUCGUCAAGACACCCGAUCAGAUCGAUAGGGAAAGAGCAAGUCAGAUCCAGUUCGACGGCAUCAAAGAUGACUUCCAGAAGUUAAAAGAGCAAUGGCAGAAAGAGCAGGAGAUACUAGCAGACAGGGUUGAGAAAUGCGAGAACACCGGAUGGUGGAACAAGACAAGAUGGAGAGAGCAUCUCAAGAACUGCAAUCUCACCCAUCUCUCGUACACCAGCCGGCUGCCCGAGAAGGAUGAAGAAGCGUUACUCAAGGUAGCAGCGGUGAUCGAGAAGAUGGUCGAGAGGGGUGUCUCAGGACUGAGCUCGAUGCCGGAAGGCUUGCGUCGUUGGCUUCGAAGUGCAGAGAUGCACAAGCCAGACGUGAGACCGCUAUCCCGGUUGCAGAAUCCAGAGAGUCAAGAACGGUACACCGGGUACUGGAAGCGAAUGGUUUGUUACUGUCUACGAGUAUGGUGCACUCGUCACGAAGCCACGGACAGCGAGUCAAGUGGCGAUGGCAGCAACAAUGACGAUACCGAAAGCGACAGCGAUGAGGUAAACAGUGUGUACAAUGCUAACGCCAACACUGAUGAGGUAAACAGUGUGUACAAUGCUAACACCAACACUGAUACCGACGACGACGACGACGACGACGACGACGACGACGACGACGACGACGACGACGACAAUUCCGACACAGAUCCACAACACGAUCAAGGCAGACGGCAAGCACAAGAUCACAUGCACGAUGCUCGGAGGCUCUUCCCAUGGAACGACCAACUCGAAAGAGCAUUAGAGGAGGUGUGGAGAUUGAUCGUUCUCGAGGGAGACACAUCAUCCGUAGAAGACGAUCAAAUCCCAGCGAUGGUAGAGCUCAGUCGGGUGUUCGCUCUAAUCCAUUUCAUGGCCGUGAUGGGCAUCGACGAGACCAACGCUCGGCUACGCGAUGGCAACGACUACUCUUACAUGAUCGCCGGACUGGUGUACGUGUCCAGGAUCGUGACCGCCGAAGCUCUGCUCCCAUCACUCGACCGCGAAAACCAAGGGGAGGCCGACUUCGAGGCAUUUCUCGAGCAGAGAAAAGAGUUUCUAGCCGACGGAUCGAUGAGCGUGAUGGGAGAGAUGUUGAGCUUGCUAGCGUACGGAAAGAAGAUCGCAAAGAACUUCCACGCCCAGGGGAAGCUGCACUGGACUCACGACGGAGCCGGCGUCGCUCUCGGCAGCAUCGAGUUCACGGUGUACAACUUCAAGUCCAUGGCACGCUCCGCUCUAGACGAUUGCGAAGACUACAUGUGGAGGGAUCUCAUGUGGGCAGGCCGCAAGGCAGAUCGCUUCGUGUUAGAUCUCGAUAGCAUCACCGACGACAUGACGGUGAAGAAGAGAGGCUGGUACUUCGGUGCCGACCCGAACCAGGAUCUCGAAGCACAAGGUCUCGACUGGAUGUUGAAGAGGAUGCUAGGCUCGAACCAGGGGAAGAAGAUGCGCAGAGGUGACCAGUGGCAGUCGAGACUGGUGGCCAACUAUCUCCGGAGGGUGGACAAGUUCAGGGAGCUGUUCAUAUUCUGCGUGCACGUCUUGAGCGGCCAGCCCGCCAGAGGAACCGAGAUCACCAGUCUGCGCUUCCGCAACGGAGUGGCCAACCACCGCAACGUCUUCGUCUUGGACGGCAGAGUGAUGACGGUGACGAGCUACCACAAGUCACAAGCAAUGCUCGACAUGCCCAAGAUGGUGCCACGCUUCUUGCCGUGGAAACUGGGUCAGAUCGCGGUCAUCUAUCUCACCCACGUGCGGGCGUUCGCCGAGUUGCUGUCGGUGCAGGUACAGUACGGUCAAGGAUGGAGUGACUACAUCUGGGCGGACUCGCACGGCCCGUGGGAGACGCAGAAGCUCACCGACACGAUGAAACGAGAGACGGCCAAACGACUGAAGGCCAAGCUACACACCCAGAACUACAGACACGCCGCCGUCUUUCUAGGCAGGAGAUUCGUCGGACCGAGGUUCGCCAAAGGCUACCGAGAGGAGGCCGAAGAUCCGGAAGAAGCCCAGGCGGGUGAUAUGGAUGACGAUCUCGAGGAGGGCAACGCGAUCGAGCUACAGAAAGCCGGCGGCUUCGGCACCGGAGCCGGCAGAUACGCGGUCAGAGCGGACAUCUUGAAGUAUCUCAACCAAGAGUCGAUCGACAUCUUCGGCGAUCUCAGCGAAAGCUGGCACAGGUUUUUCGAGCUCGACCACAGAGAUCCGAAGAGGAAAAGAAAGGCCGAGAGCAGCAGCAACAAAGACGAUGGGAUGCAAACCGUCGACUUUGAAGGAUUGCAGAAAGAGAGAUUGAUCAAGAGACUGCCCGCGGCAAAGGGAGGAGCUGUUACUGUUGCCGCCACUCCGACGACAGUAGAUCUCUCACCGUUCUUACAACAAUCCGAAAGGCAGCAGAAGGAGAUCGAAGACUUGCGGAUGAAGCUCAAGGCACAAGAAUUCGAACUGACAAGACUUCGAGGAGAGGAGCUGCAGCAGGGACGACAGCAACCCAUGACCCCCAUCGUUGGCUUGGGCAUCUACUCGAACAACAACAACAACGGAAUGCCGACCCCGGUGACAGAGGGAAACAGGCACGACUCACACAACGAUGAUGCCAACGACAAGAACGACAGCAACGAAGUCAUCUACAUCGACGAUGACGAUAAUGAUGACAACCACCACGACGAAUCCAGGUACUCUCCAAGGUGCAGCGGCAGGAACCACCAACAGCAUCUGCAGCAGCACGUAGACGACAGUCCGAUCAUCGAACGAAGCCGAAGAAGGCGCGAGAGGCUGCAACGCUACAGAAGACCGACGGCACAGGAAAAGGAGAGGGCUAUACGCAAAGCACUCAAGAAACCAAUGGACGACGACGCGGUGACGAUCAGAUACAGAUCGAAAGCACAAGGAGAAGCGCUCGGGAGAAUCAUGGACGGUGGGUUCAACGUUCUCACCGUCGUUCUGCCGACAGCCGGAGGCAAGACUCUACUCUUCACCGCACCCGCUUGUCUGGAAGAAGACGUCGGGGUGACCAUCGUGGUGGUACCGUUCCGCAAGCUCAUCGACGAGACGGUGCGAGAAGCACAAAAGACGGUGGGUGACUGUGAAGAAUGGAGUCACAGCACCGUCGAUCCAGCAGCUCUCGUGGUCGUCAGCGUGGACAAGAUGCACGAUCACUUCUGGUCGUACGCACGGCAGAUGGCGGAGCAGGGCCGACUGAGACGAGUGGUGGUGGACGAGUGCCACUUGCUGGUGACUUCGCACAGCUGGAGACCGCAUCUCGUGGAGCUGGAGAAGCUCAAGUCACUAGGAGUACCGAUGGUGAUGCUGACGGCCACACUCCCAAGGUACAUGGAGGUCGAGCUACGACGAAGUCUAGGUAUCGGCAUCGGAAUGAUGUCGCUCAUACGAGCAUGCACGGUGAGGGAGAACAUCACUUACACCGUCAGACAGGACAUCGGCAAAGGCAAGCUGGUCGAAGAGACGGCCAGAGUGUGCGAAGAGGUCGCCGACGAGCUACGGAGCACCAGGAAAGAGAAGGCCGUCGUCUACUGCCGAAGCAAGAAAGACUGCGAGGAGAUGGCGGAAAAGCUAGGCUGCGGCUUCUUCUACGCCGGACACGUCGACGGCGGGGAAACGCUAGAGCAGUGGAAGGCGAACGGCGGCUUCAUCGUGUCGACGACAGCUCUCAGCACCGGACUCAACUACGAGGCCGUCAAGGCGGUCAUCCACUCGGGACUGCCAUACGGACUGAUCGAGUUCGCCCAAGCAUCGGGCAGAGCGGGUCGAGAUCCCAACGAGAGAGUGGACUCGAUCGUACUGCUGGAGCAAGGGUGGGAGGAAGAAGAGCAAGGGACGCGGGAGCGUUACAACGAGGCACUCGGACCGGACGGAGCAGCGAUGAUGGAGUACAUCAAGACGGAGGGUUGUCGAAGGCUGGUGCUAGGCAAGUACUUCGAUGCGGCAGAAACGAUCCAGGAGUGUCACGACAGCAGCAGCAGCGGCAGCGACAACAACAACAGCGAGACCGAGAGCGAGACGAACUGUAGUAAUGGCGGCAGCCGCCAGCAUCACGCCCCCAAAGCUCCGUGCGACAGGUGUGGUGGUGGAAUGGUGGCAGCAGGUACAGAGCUGGUCAGGCAGUCCGAGCUGGAAAAGGAGAUGGUCGAAGAGGCUCUAGACGAGAUGAAGCUCGGCUGUCCGAUGUGUUGGAUGAAGUCAGAAGAGAAAGACUCACAUCUGGAGCACGGUGGCCGGGAGUGCGAGAGUCGAGAGCUGACGGUGACAGACGAGGCCGACGAAACGACAAUUGUCGAUGUUGACACAUUCCGGAAGCAGAUCAAAUACGCAAAGGCGAGCAAGGCUUGCAGGAAGUGCGGCAUCAACCAGAGGAUGUGCAACACCAGGGAAGACGCCAAACGAAAAUGCCAGUGGCCCGGCAUAGCAGUACCGGUGUUGAUGACAGCAGUUCGAGAUCCGAUCGGGAGGAACAUCAUCCGAAAAGCCGGCUUCGAACCGAAUCGAGUGGUGGAAGAGGAGAAGGAGGGGUGGAAGGCUUACGCAGCGUGGUGCGGCCAGGCCAGAGACAGGCGGAUAUGGGGAGAGAUGAUGAGCAAUUCGAUGUGGGUGGUGAAGGAAUUUUUGGUUUACAAGAGUGGGGAGAGGAUGAGGCAAUUCGAUGAUGGCGGUGGUGAUGAGAGUCAGGAGAAGGAGGACAAGGAUGAUGAUGAUACUUCAUCAUUCGAGGAUCUGGACAUGGAUGAAGACGACUUUAUCAUGAUCGAUGCCGGGACCAUGGAAGCUACAACAACAACAACAACCGCCACCACGGCUAGAGCGACAGCACCAGCAGCAGCAGCAACAGAAACAGAAGUGGGAGAACGACAAGAGACCCCGGAAGCCCGAGCUACAGCCGUGGAAGAACUGGAACACAGCAGACAGAUCCCCCGAGUGUCGAAACGUCCGAUGUGCUCGGAUAUCAGCAGCAGAGAA